AUGCAGGAGAUUAUCGAGCAAUUAAAAAGCGACUUAAAUGACAAGGAACAGGAACUACUGUUAAAUGAUGUCGAUAUAACCAAUUUGCCUGAAGCUAACGGUGAGAAUCCAAUACAUACUGCGUUGUUAGUGGCUUCAAAACUUGGUUUAAAUAUAGAAGAGCGUGACAUCGUUAGCGCUGAGCGUGUUGGAGCACGGCGCAUAAGCGCCGCCGACCCGGUCACGACGCCUGGUCUGCUGCCCAUCCGUCCGCGGAGGCUUGUCGUGCGGCUGGCUCGUCGCGAUCUGCGGGACCGGAUGCUAGCGAGCGCGCGGUCCCGACGCGGUGCCACCUCCGCUGAUCUUGACUUGCCCGGCCCACCUAUGCGGUUUUACGUCAACGAACGGCUAACCAAACAGAAUGGGCAGUUGUUUCGUCAGGCACGCGAGAUCGGUAACCGGCUUGGCUGGAAAUACAUCUGGACGAGGCGGGGACGUAUUUUGGCCAGACAAAAACCAGGCGACUCCGUUUGUCUUAUUCGCAGUGAAGUGGACUUGCGACAGAUUUUUGAAACUCCCACAAAAUCAUGUAAAUAG
This is a messenger RNA of Melitaea cinxia (Glanville fritillary), 576 nucleotides long. RefSeq lists its product as uncharacterized. Lineage: Eukaryota; Metazoa; Arthropoda; Insecta; Lepidoptera; Nymphalidae. The transcript has a single exon. The record is from RefSeq and is a predicted model, not a curated record. Bases 1 to 576 code for a protein of 191 amino acids.